AUGAAGAGAGGAAGAGGUGCUGCAGGUGGUGCUAAAAUGAGAAUUACUCUUGGUUUGAAUGUUGGUGCUCUUAUAAAUUGUUGUGACAAUAGUGGUGGUAAAAACUUAUACAUCAUAGCAGUUAAAGGUACCGGUUCAUGCUUAAAUCGUUUACCAUCCGCUUCUAUUGGUGAUAUGGUAUUGGCAACUGUUAAAAAGGGUAAGCCAGAAUUGAGAAAGAAGGUAUGGCCAGCAGUUAUUGUACGUCAACGUAAAGCUUUUAGAAGACCUGAAGGUACCUUCCUUUAUUUUGAGGAUAAUGCAGGUGUAAUUGUUAAUCCAAAAGGAGAAAUGAAAGGUUCUGCAAUUACUGGUCCAGUUGGUAAGGAAUGUGCAGAAUUAUGGCCAAAGAUCUCUGCUGCUGCUCCUUCUAUUGUUUAA
Messenger RNA from Cryptosporidium ubiquitum, 420 nucleotides. RefSeq names its product 60s ribosomal protein L23. The transcript has a single exon. Gene Ontology annotation, molecular function: structural constituent of ribosome; large ribosomal subunit rRNA binding. Gene Ontology annotation, biological process: translation. Bases 1 to 420 code for a protein of 139 amino acids. The record is from RefSeq and is a predicted model, not a curated record. Gene Ontology annotation, cellular component: cytosolic large ribosomal subunit; ribosome. Lineage: Eukaryota; Apicomplexa; Conoidasida; Eucoccidiorida; Cryptosporidiidae.